UGCAGACCAUGCGCCAUGCGUCUUUCGUGCAACAUGGCGACCGGCAAAGGAUUGAUUGUGAUUUUCCUUCCGAAAACUAUCAACUUUAUUGGCAAUAAUAAGCUAAAAAAAUUCUCAUGUAACGUUCUACAGCAAAGCAACACAUGUCGGCGACACCUGAUGACCGUUGCGUCGACUGUCGGUUGUCCGAAUCGCAACAAAGCAGAAAAAAAUACUCUAGGAAGGAUAGUGCAAUCACAUAGAGCCAUACAUUUAACAAAUAGAUUGUUAAGACGCAACAACUAUUAUGAGAUUCUGGGUGUCUCUAAGAAUGCCUCAGCCACAGACAUAAAAAAGGCAUAUUAUCAAUUAGCUAAAAAAUAUCAUCCUGAUACAAACAAAGAAGAUCCGGAUGCUAGUAAAAAGUUUCAGGAGGUUGCCGAGGCUUAUGAAGUGUUGAGUGAUGAUACUAAGAGGAAGGAAUUUGAUACAUGGGGUGCAACCUCUGAACAAAUGGGGAUGGGAAGGGGUAAUCGGGGAACCAAAAAUUACAAUCAACACUGGCAAUAUAGAUCAUCUGUUAACGCGGAGGAAUUGUUUAGAAGAAUAUUUGGCGAUGCUGGAUUUCAAAGCGGAGCCUUUAAUGAUUUUGAAGAUUUUACAGAGACAACGUAUGGUUUCGGAGCAGCUCAAGAGGUGAUAAUGAAUUUAUCAUUUUCCCAAGCUGCCAGAGGUGUGAAUAAAGAUAUCGAGGUAAACGUAAUAGACGCUUGUCCGAAAUGCCGUGGCUCACGUUGCGAGCUCGGGACGAAACCGGUAAAAUGUCACUACUGCAAUGGUACAGGAAUAGAAACAAUAAGCACUGGCCCUUUUGUAAUGAGCACGACUUGUCGAUAUUGUCAAGGCACAAGAAUACACAUCAAGUUCCCUUGCACAGAGUGUCUUGCGAAAGGACAAACGGUACAACGUAAGAAAGUGACGGUACCGGUUCCCGCCGGAGUGGAAGACGGUCAAACGAUUCGUAUGCCGAUCGGCAACAAAGAGAUAUUUGUGACAUUCCGUGUGGAGAAGUCCCGGUAUUUUCGCCGCGAUGGCCCCGAUGUGCACACCGAAGCGGGAAUCUCGCUGGCGCAAGCGGUAUUAGGCGGUACGAUACGAGUGGAGGGCGUAUACGAGGAUCAGACUAUCCAAAUAACGCCAGGCACAUCGUCCCACACGCGAAUCCGUUUGAGUGGCAAAGGGUUAAAGAAGAUUUCCGGAGUUGGUUACGGCGAUCAUUACGUGACCAUUAAAGUCAUAGUGCCUAAAAAAUUGACUGAUAAGCAGCAAGCGUUGUUACAAGCGUACGCCGAGCUUGAAACCGAUACCCCCGGCAAUAUAUACGGUAUAACAUAUAAAACAGAUGGUACAAAAGAGAGUUACUCAGGUCCGCUACACUUGGUGGAGUCUAUACGAAUAGCAUUGGGAAAUAUGCCUAAUCACAAAAAACAGUUUUUGUCAUCUGAGCCCGAACAUCCGGGAGAUAAACACUACAAUAAGCCCGUGCAUACCAAAGACACAUCGGAUGCUGGCAGCAAAAAUGACACUAAUGCUGCUGAAAUGCAACGGCAGAAAAUGCCUUAGAUGUAAUCGUGUAACAUCUAAAGCAGUCUAUAGAGAUCUAGAGAAUGCUGUUCAUCGCUAAUAAAUAUAAAAAUAUUACAUACGUGCUAUUGGAUAUAUUAAUAUUAUAUAUAUAUAUUAAUUAUAUUGAAUACAUUAAUAUUAUAUACAAUAUUAAUAUUAUCAUUACAAAUGGGAAUCAUAGAGGGCAUAUAUUGCAGUCGUGUACACUUUUAAUCAAGUUAAAUAAAAGCAUGAUGUGGAUAAUCGUUACAAGCUUGAAUAAAUGAGGCCAGCCUGAUAUCGCUUAGAUAUCCUAGCUGUACAGUUAUAUCGUAGCACACAAGUUCGUUUUUAUUUGUUACAUCUUAUUUAAAUAAAGUAUACAUGGAGAUACAAGUAUACAAAUCUAUCCAUUUCAAUCGUGUGACAGUGCAUAUUUGUAAAAUAAGAAAUUCACACAACACCAUUUACAUCCUUUUGCAUAUACUUGAAACUGCAUGUAUUCUUUCAUAUUUGUUUUUUUUCUCUUAUUUAGAAAUUUUUAUCUAUAUGGAUAUAAAUUGUACAAAAAAUCUGUUUUGACAAUUGAAUCGAUAUGUUUGAUGACGAAACGCAUUUGCGAAAUAAAAGAUUAAUUGUUCUA
Messenger RNA from Formica exsecta, 2227 nucleotides. Its product is annotated as protein tumorous imaginal discs, mitochondrial-like. Gene Ontology annotation, molecular function: ATP binding; heat shock protein binding. Lineage: Eukaryota; Metazoa; Arthropoda; Insecta; Hymenoptera; Formicidae. The transcript has 5 exons. Bases 16 to 1602 code for a protein of 528 amino acids. Gene Ontology annotation, biological process: protein folding; mitochondrion organization; negative regulation of apoptotic process. Gene Ontology annotation, cellular component: mitochondrion. The record is from RefSeq and is a predicted model, not a curated record.